Messenger RNA from Rotaria sp. Silwood1, 1152 nucleotides. NCBI's taxonomy places the organism in Eukaryota, Metazoa, Rotifera, Eurotatoria, Philodinida, Philodinidae. The record is from the annotation of a GenBank genome assembly.
AUGAACUGGACAAAUGCAGCACAAUCAUAUUAUGUUACUAUAUCUGGCAAUGAUGGAAACUUAGGAACGACUCAAUCAAAUGCAUGGCGCACUAUUCAAAAGGCAGCUAGUAAGGCUACACCUGGUUCUACUGUCUAUAUUGGUCCUGGAACUUACUAUGAAACAGUGACAAUACUUGUCCAAGGCAACGCUACAAGUGGACCAAUUACAUUCACUAGUUUAAAUCCAAAUAUUCGACCGAUUAUCUCAGGUGCACGUGCCACAGUUGCAUCAUCUGAUGGAACAUUGAAUUUAAUUUAUAUGCAGAACAAGAGCUAUUUACGUUUUGUCAAUCUUGAAUUGACAAAUUUAACAAAAACAGAAUGUAGUGGCAUCAGAAUCGUUGGUGGUGGCACACAGAUUGAGCUUCGUAAUUUACUUAUUCAUCAUAUACGUGGUGGAGGAGAAACAGGUGGAGCUAUGGCAAUUACAGUUUAUAACAAAGAUCAAACAAAAAGUCGUAGUGGAUUGAUUAUUGAUAAUUGUACAUUACAUGAUUGUCAACCAGCUUGGAGUGAAGCUCUAACUCUCAAUGGUAAUGUUGAACAAUUUCAAAUAACAAACAAUCGUGUCUACAAUAUGAACAACAUUGGCAUCGACUUUAUUGGUGGAGAAAUUGGUAUGGGAGCUCUUGGAGCUCGUUCCGGUCGAUGUGCUAAUAAUACAGUGUGGAACAUUCAUUCGGUAUAUGAUUCUAGUGCAGCAGGUAUUUAUGUCGAUGGAGGAUCUAAUAUUACUAAUAUUGUUUUUAUUUUAUUCUAUAGUCGAGGACGUGUUAUCAAUAGUUUAUUUGAAGCUAAUAGACUCGAAUAUAACGAUGUUAAGCGUACUGGAAGUGGAGAAAUCGUUGUUUCUUAUGCUUUUAAUAAUAGUGUUAACUCUAAUAUCGUCAAACCUAGCACACAAAAUAUUAUUCUUUAUGCAGAUCCGAGUGGAAGUUUAAAUAAUGUAUUCGACUGGCAAAUUUACUACCAAAAACGUGUUAAAGCAAUAGAAAGUAACCUGAUUUUUAAUUGGGGCAAUCAACAGUAUAAGGGAUUGAGUGCAUUUCAGUUGGCAACCAAACAAGAGCUGCAUGCUACGGUAAUUAUGGCAAAACGUAGACGUAAAUAA